AUGAGUAAGAAAAAAGUCUUAGAAGCAAAAGAGGUUGUUGAUAAGCCCAGUCUUCUUGAUGCAGAUAACAUAAUCUGGUUCAAUUUUAUAUUUCAAGCAGGCCUAGCAAGUUUUCUAUUUGUUCUUUUUAUCUUCUGCCGGAAGAAGCUACCUUGGAUAUACUCCAUAAACACAAAGAGGUGCAAGCAGCACCCCGCCGCACAGUACACUGGAUACUUCAACUGGAUGAUUCCUAUAUUUACAAUAACAGACAAUGACCUGUUUGAGCUCAUAGGGUUUGAUGCAUUUCUGUUUAUUGAAACACUCAAGCUGCUGGGCAUUAUCUUUCUCCUGCUUUCUAUUAUCCUAGUACCGGCGCUUGGCACGUACUACUUCUUCUUUGCGCACAGCACUCAGCCACUGCAGCUUAUCACAAAAAUAUCUAUCCUUUCUCUGCCUACACACCCGCGCUAUGUAAACUGCAUUAUUCCAUGUAUUUGCAUUUGGGCUAUAAGCUUAGUGGUUAUUUAUUUCUUGUACACCUUCUACCGAAAAUAUGUUAUUCUUCGCCAGCUGCACAUACGAAACCGGGCCUUUUCCAAGUCCACUCUAGCAAUUAAAAAAACUGUGGAUGAGCUGCAGUCGCUUCCCGCAGGAAUUAACGAGAUAAACAUAUGCUCCAGAACUGUUCUAAUCACAAACCUACCUUCAUUCAUUCAGGAUAAAGCCACUCUGCUUCGGUACCUAAAAAUUCUUGGAGUGUCUUCAGAGCCAGAGAAUGCGCAUGUGGUAACAAACACAAAAGACUUAGAAAUACUAAUUAAUAAGAAAAAAGAGAUUAUUCUGCUCAUAGAAUACGAGCUACUGCGGUUCUUUAUAUUACUGAAUAUCAUGUCAACAAAUACAGAGUUCUUUGCAGAGCAUAUUAACAACUACGACAAAUCAUUAGAUCUUAUAUCAAAUGCAACCACGUGGCAUAAAAGAGAAAGAGAAAAGAAAGAGAUCGGCCAAGACGAGAUAGACUUUCUUAUGCGAAAUGCAUUUGGUGGAAAGUUCUUUAGCCUUUUAUCAACCAUUCAGAAAACAGAUGUUCCUCUUAAAAUACAUGAGUACUUAGGCACUAUAAAGCUGCUGACAGAAAAAAUAGAUGAAGUGAGAGAGCGAUCCAUGCGAGAAUAUACCUCCUUGGAUGAAGAGCCCAAUUUACUGAACCCUGAGCUGCACGAUCCAUAUGGCUUCUAUAAGAAUAGCACUAUUUUUAUCACUACCGCAUCACUCUUCUAUAUUAGAGCAGCAUACAAUAAUUUUAUAAAAAGUAUCCCAGGAAGCGCACGAAAUGGAUUUGUGACCUUUAAAAAUUCAUCAGAUGCAAACGCAUUGAAAAUGACUCUUAUAGGUUCUGGGGCAUUCAGCUGCCAUGCAGAGGAGGCCCCCCCUCCAGACCAAAUCAUCUGGUCUUCACUGAACGACACACAGGUGCACAGAAUGCUUAGAAGGCUUAUUAGUAUGAUUUUAACAGUAGUGUUUAUUGGUGUAUUCAUUGUUCUUGUGUUCUUUGUAUCAACACUAAUCAAUAUAUCAACACUAUACGCCGUGAUAAACAUGAUUAACCCGCAGCUGUAUGCAAUUGCAGGUACUUCUAAAUUCAGAAGUGCCUUUCAGGGUAUUAUUGUGCCAACUGUCUAUUCGCAGUUUCUAGCAAUUGCGCCUAUUGUUCUCCGGUGGAUUUCUAUUUUUGAGGGAAGCAUCUCGUGGAUUGAGCUGCAGAAGAACUUUGGAAAAAAGUACUCGGUGUUUCUGUUUUUCAACGGGUUUUUAAUGAUUAUUUUCGGAUCUACCAUAGCAACUCUUUUAAACAGCAGCAAGGUUAGACUGGAUAUUGUAAACCUUGUUUCCACGCCUAUUGUUUCAUCUUCCAUUUUCUUCCUCAAUUUACUGAUCCACAAGGCACUCGGCGGGCUUAUGUUUGAGCUGCUGGAUGUGCCUCGCCUAGCCAGCUGGGCAAUAAUGUACAUCCUGGGCGGAGUGCACACGCACAGGGAAAGAACGGCACAGUUCCAGUCCAACCCUAUCAACUUUGGAAUGCUGUACCCGAAAAUCUUUCUGCUGUUUCCCAUGGUGCUUAUAUACGCCAUCCUCUGCCCGAUUUUCAUGGUCGUGGGGUGCCUUUAUUUCUUUGGCGCCUUCUUUGUGUUUAAGUAUCUUUUCAUAUACUCGCACGCCAGCCAGCUGGAAAGCGGCGGAGAGCACUGGCCUUCCCUAUUUGAAAAUAUUUUUUAUUCUCUUACAGUCUUCCAGCUGCUUACUUUAAUUUACUUUGCCUCCCAUAAACAGUACAUCUCGCUUUGCAUGAUUCUUCCUUUAAUCAUCAUAACAGUCAGCGUUUGGAAUGGGUUCAGCAAGCUUAUGUCAAAGAACUGCCACUAUCUGCCAAAUAACGAGUCAGAGUAUAAAGAAAGCACCGAUGUGAUAGAUGAGCUUCUUAAGUCCCGUAAAAAGGCUAUUCUUGAGUGGAAAGAGUCUUCUGUCGUAAAGAAGGAUGUUUACUGCCCUUUUAAGGAGAAGGUGCUUGAGAAAGGAGAAAUUCCCUAUGUUUACAAAGAUCUUUCCUUCCUUCCAUCGGCCUCUUCAAUCAUUCUUCCUAAAUGGUUUGUCAUUACUCUAAAAUACUUGAGUGUGAAUGGGAGUGCUGCGGUAUUCGAUCUUUCCACUAGGUCCUGGAAAGAGGAAAUACUUGGCCAUUAAUCAAAUACUAAAUAAGCACAAA
Nematocida parisii ERTm1 is the source of this 2746-nucleotide messenger RNA. RefSeq lists its product as uncharacterized. The record is from RefSeq and is a predicted model, not a curated record. The coding region runs from base 1 to 2724 and encodes 907 amino acids. Gene Ontology annotation, molecular function: calcium-activated cation channel activity. The transcript has a single exon. NCBI's taxonomy places the organism in Eukaryota, Fungi, Microsporidia. Gene Ontology annotation, cellular component: plasma membrane.